AUGUCCGCCCCCACUGCGCUGCAGCGGGCCCUCCUCACGGCCGCCAAUGUCCUGAUCCCCGUUGCUGUGCUAACCUUCGCCGUCGGCUUCUUCCCCUACAAGCCCUUUCUCCCCGGUCUUGCUGAAUAUGGCCCUUCGGUCUACGGCUCUCCGCCCGACGCCCCCUUCGAUAAAGUUGUCUUCAUGGUUGUGGAUGCGCUCAGAAGUGAUUUCGUCUUCUCCAAUGCCUCUGGCUUUGCAUUUACCCAAAGCUUGAUCUCCUCUGGCGCCGCUCUGCCCUUCACUGCCCAUGCCACGUCCCCCACUAUCACCAUGCCCCGUGUAAAGGCAAUCACCACUGGCUCCAUCCCCUCCUUCCUAGACGUGAUUCUCAACUUCGCCGAGUCCGAUACCACAUCUACUCUGGCGUCCCAAGACACAUGGCUGGCCCAAUUGAAGGCCAAGAAAGGAGGGAAACUCGUCAUGUACGGGGACGACACCUGGCUGAAGCUGUUCCCGGAGACCUUCGAACGUGCCGAUGGUACUUCGAGCUUCUUUGUUUCGGAUUUCACCGAAGUGGACAACAACGUGACGAGACAUGUCCCCGGUGAGCUUCGCAACAGUGACUGGAAUGCCAUGAUCAUGCACUAUCUUGGUCUUGACCACAUCGGCCACAAGGCUGGGCCUUCGAGCCCGAACAUGGUUCCGAAGCAGAUCGAGAUGGACGGAAUCGUAGAACAAAUCUACGACGCCAUGGAGACUCAACCCCACCUUCAGUCAACCCUUUUGGUUCUGUGCGGUGACCAUGGCAUGAACGACGGCGGCAAUCACGGCGGGUCGGCUCCGGGAGAAACAUCUCCUGCUCUCGUCUUCAUGUCUCCCAAGCUAAAAGAGAUCUCGAAAGGCCUACCUUGCCCGGUAGCUCCGUCCCGUGACUUCGACUAUUAUGAGAAGAUCGAACAGUCCGACAUUGCCCCAACGCUUGCCGGCCUGCUUGGAUUCCCUGUGCCGUUGAACAACCUGGGAGUUUUCAUCCCUCACUUCCUACAAAUGUGGCCAAGGGGAGAUGACCAAGCCCAACUUCUCUUGAGAAACGCGUAUCAGAUUUUGCAAAUCGCUGAAGCCACGUUCCCCAAUUCUCCGUUCCAGGAUCUGUCGUUUCUUGCCAAGUGCGACUUCGCCAGUUCAGCUGGCGACGAACUAGCCUGCAAAUGGCUCAAAGUGAAAGAUAGCCUCGAGAAUGGCGUCAACAAGCCUCCGAAGGCCGAGCUCAUUAUUGAUCAAACACUUGAGUUCUGUCAAGCUGCUCAAGAGGUGCUGAGUAGCACUGCCAGCAACUACAAUGUCACUCUCCUCAUCAUCGGUGCUGUCUUGGCCACGAUCAGCAUGGCUUUUGCUAUCACGGUCAUCUCCUCAAGUCUCUUCCCGACAUCAGCCGCCGGCGUCUACUUUGCCUUGUUGACCGCCUUGUACGGAAUCAUGAUGUUUGCGAGCAGCUACGUGGAAGAAGAGCAACACUUCUGGUAUUGGGCGACGUCAGCGUGGUUUGCUCUCUUGUUCGUUCUCAAGUCGCGCAAGACCAACGUCCCCCGUAACGUUCUCCCGGUUGCAGCCUUGUUGCUGUGCCAUCGGAUUGCUCGUCGCUGGAACCAGACAGGUCAAAAGUACGCUGGUGCUCCUGAUAUUGUGCACAGCGUAAUCAUGACACACCCUGUUGUACUGUGGUCGCUGGUCAGCAUAACAUACAUCCAUCUCACGAUGCGGAUCAAGACGCACCUCACCCGCCGCUUCCCGAGGACUAGCCAGGGCAAGCAGCUUCAGACCUUCGCAGUCGGCAAUGCAUUCCUGUUAUGUGCUGUGGCUUUCUUGUUCAAGCUCAGCUUCACCGCCCGAGACGCGCCGGAGCUUGUGCGCGGCGCCAGCCCGGGCGCGAUGGCAUUCUUGGAAAGCUUGAACCUCGUCAAGUUGGUCCGGUGCAUCUUCAUCGGUUCCACCGUCGGCGUCGGAUGGGUAGUCUUGCGAGAAAACGCAGAAGGCAAGGGGAAGUCUGGCGGCCUGAUUGUAGACGCGCUGCACGACUUCCUCGCCCUCAUACUCCUCACCCAAACGCGCGCCUCCAACAUCCCGCUCUUCCUCCUGUUCCGGCUGCAACAGCACUACCUCGCAGAGCUCAACCCCAGCCCGACGGAGCACACGCUCACAGGCCUGCUCCUCGCCCACACAUCCUUCUUCGCGCUCGGCAACUCCAACGCCAUCUCCAGCAUCGACCUGUCCAACGCCUACAACGGCGUCUCGGGCUACAACAUCGUCGGCGUCGGCGUCCUGCUCUUCGUCGCAAACUGGGCGGGGCCCAUCUACUGGACGUCGGCCUCGGUCCUGGGCCUCCUCGACGCCGCGCGCUGGAGCCGCGGCAGCAAGGCGCUGCGCCGCGUCAUGCGGGAGAAGGAGAGGGAGAAGUGGAAGGAGGUGCAGCGCCGCGACGACGCGGCGGCGGCCGGGGGCAAGGUUGUCGCCGCCGUCUCCGAGCCCGGUCACCUCCCGCGGCUGAAGAGCGCCGUCGAGGGCGUCGGCGCGGUCGAGGAGGUCGAGGGCAUGUGGUUCAGGCAUUUUGCUCGCUUGACGGUCUGGGUCGCGGCCGGGGUCGUGGCCGUCAUGGUGGCGUGCGCGGUGUUGAGGACGCAUCUGUUUAUCUGGACGGUGUUUAGUCCGAAGUACUUGUAUGCGAUGGCUUGGGCGGUGGGGUUCCAUUUGGUGGUUAGUGGGGCGUUUGGGUGGACGGUUUGGCGGGUCGGUAGCCACGGCAUGGUCAUCCAAGCAUCGUCGGCCCGGGCAACGUCCCCGAUCGGGCCAAUGUUUGGGACUGGAUACCUAUCCCCGUCGACUGCGAGUACGCCAAAACUUGUUACCAAUACAAGCAACUCGGCGAUCACAUUGCUCCUGCUCCUCAAGAUUGUUCGCGUUCUCGCUGCGAGUUCAUGCCAGGAUAUGGUUGGCACAACGGCAUCGGCAGCUGCAACUGCGUUUGUUUCUGAAGAGUGCAGGGCAUCACUACGAGAAGCUCUGGUGGGCAUGACCGCCCCUCUCUCUGAUCAGUGUCAAUAUCACACCAAGAGGAAGCCCUUCCAAGCUCCCGACGGUCCCUCCAACGAGCCACUGAAGUACAGUCGCAGUAUCCUCAAGAUGCACUUCAAGACGGCUUUUGUCCUCACUCUCGGCAUGGUCAUCGGCCUCGCUGCCGGCGCUCCCGCUGAGGAGGCCGCCACCAAGACCACCACUGAGGCCAACGUCCCCAACAAGGUGGCUGCCGCUCCCGAGCACACGUGCACCAUCUUUGACUGGCUUGGCUGGAUCGACGAGGCGUGCAACUACAACGACGCUACUGGCAUGCACAUGGGCGCCCACGAGACAUGUGCCACGUACUGCGCUGAGAUGGGCGACCACGCUCCGGACUGUUAUGAUGCUCGCUGCAAGCAGAGGCCUGGUCACUACGGCAGCGACGGCCAGUGCUACUGUCCUUGCGGCUCGCGUAUCGUCUGCUGGUAG
Diplodia corticola is the source of this 3522-nucleotide messenger RNA. RefSeq names its product gpi ethanolamine phosphate transferase 2. The record is from RefSeq and is a predicted model, not a curated record. Gene Ontology annotation, biological process: GPI anchor biosynthetic process. The transcript is spliced from 11 exons. NCBI's taxonomy places the organism in Eukaryota, Fungi, Ascomycota, Dothideomycetes, Botryosphaeriales, Botryosphaeriaceae. The coding region runs from base 1 to 3522 and encodes 1173 amino acids. Gene Ontology annotation, cellular component: endoplasmic reticulum membrane.